AUCCCCUCGCUAUCGGUCUCACUUCACUCACCAUCGUAGAUUACCAUACAUCGAUCAAUCCCUUCACCUAAAGACGCAACAUCGCCAGUCCUCGCCUUCAUGCCGUCGCACAAACACUGGGACUGACACUGGCAUGACAUGAGUCUCAAUCUACCGCAACGUAUCACCUUUCGUAGAAGCUACAGAGGCCGUCACUAUGCCUGCUCAGCACUUCCUCGCGUCGACAAAGGUGAGUACCAACGAGGAUGGCAACGACAGCGAGCAGUCAUUUCUUCCUCGCGUUCUGAGAGUCUCACAUACACUCUGACCGCUUCGUCCAUCUCUCCUCCACGCACGCCACCCCCUGCCCUCUCAGAGGCAUCGUCAUGGAACCACUACCACAUUCACCUCACACUAUGUACAAUCUGGUUGUUUACAGCGCCAGCGCCGCGCAGAGCAGAGCCUCAUACAGGAGCAAUCCUGAGGAUGCUCCGCCCACCGCGGCAAGGCUUGCUGAGCUUGCAAAGCUCUACAAAGCCCAGAGGGAGGAGGAAGAGGGCAGGGCGAGGGAGAAGGAGAGCGAGAGGGACCCUCGGGCAAGCCUUCGUCGCUGAAACGCAAAGCCUCUACGCAACCGGCUGGGCAGGACUUGCCUGCUCGCAAAGCAGCAGCUGCAAAGGCCGCAAAAGAGGUCGCAAAGCUGCGCACAGAGCUGGCAAGGGCCGAGAAGGAUCUGGCAGCCAGACCUUCUCACCGGGGACUGUUGGCGGAGAGGGACCGGGUGGCAGCCCUGUUGGAGGCUGCGCAGAAAGAGGGGAGAGGGGCGGGACAGGCUUCGACAACGGCUCAAACGCCGCAAAGCCUGGCGAGGGAUGAGUGGGUGUACAUCCUGGAGAAGCGGGCUGCGGAGCGCCUCAAGGAGCCAAAAGUCAAGGACAAAGUCAAGGACAAGGUCAAGGACGCUGUUCCCUUCGACCCUCUGGAGCGCCAGAAGCUGGGCAAGCGGCUUCCUCUACGCUUUCGACUCUCCCUUC
This is a messenger RNA of Microstroma glucosiphilum, 1013 nucleotides long. RefSeq lists its product as hypothetical. The transcript has 3 exons. The record is from RefSeq and is a predicted model, not a curated record. The coding region runs from base 139 to 855 and encodes 238 amino acids. Lineage: Eukaryota; Fungi; Basidiomycota; Exobasidiomycetes; Microstromatales; Microstromataceae.